UACGGCCCAUGGCGACGAGUGAUGACACCUCAAGCCCGGCCGGGCGGCUCGGCGUGCAGAGCAUCGAGCAACCGCAGUCCCUCGCUGCGUCGUGCUUCGGGCAUUCGUCGGUCCCCUUCUCGGCCGGUGCCAUGCAGGCCGGGGUGGGGGGCCGGGUGUCGAGGCCCCCACGGCGGCGGACGAGAGCCUCCAGGAGAGCUCCCGUCAUUUUGCUCAACACCGACGCCGCCAACUUCCGGGCGAUGGUCCAACACUUCACCGGGCUAUCGUCCGAGCCGUAUUCUCCGGCCAAUCAGCCCGGCGGCCGGUCAGCAAUCAAGUUGGGUCCCAGCUUCCAUGAUGCCGUCCUCGAGACGAUGACGGCGUACUCGGAGAAACGCUUCCAACCCCAGUGGCAACAACAGCGAUAUCCUGAGGCAAUGUUUAGCCUUCACAGUAACAGAAACAGCGGUAGCGAUGCGCUUCCUCAAGCGCUUAGGCACUCCGCCAUGAAUAGGGAGAUGGCUGAUGGCCUCUUGUUUGCCGGCAUAUCAAGCCAGAUGACGAUAAGGCCAACCUCCCUUAACACCAGGGUUGAUGGUUACUUCUCAUGAGAAGAAAGCAAAUGGAUCGAGAAAGACAAGGUCAACUUA
This is a messenger RNA of Musa acuminata AAA Group (dessert banana), 632 nucleotides long. RefSeq lists its product as uncharacterized. The record is from RefSeq and is a predicted model, not a curated record. Lineage: Eukaryota; Viridiplantae; Streptophyta; Magnoliopsida; Zingiberales; Musaceae. Bases 9 to 593 code for a protein of 194 amino acids. The transcript has a single exon.